Molecule: messenger RNA, 3654 nt
Organism: Closterium sp. NIES-65
Lineage: Eukaryota; Viridiplantae; Streptophyta; Zygnematophyceae; Desmidiales; Closteriaceae
Source: the annotation of a GenBank genome assembly
AUGGGCAUCCACUCCAUCUUGCGCCAGGCGCGCGCGCAGGGCUGGCGGGACGACACGGUCGAGUACGCCAUUUUCCCCGACCUGGGUUCCUUCGAGCUGCCGCCCCCCGCGCCGGUUCAGGCGGCGGAGAGCGACGAGGCGGUACGGCGCGGGCUGGAGGCGCUGCGCGUGGCGUGCCUCGACAUCGCGGCGAGGCACGCGGGCGACAUGCGGUGGAACCGCGACCCCUUCCAGCUCUGGCCCGCGCCGCCCCUCGCGCGAGACGCGGCGGAGCAGGCGGUGCGCGGCGUUGAGGGGGAGGGGGAGGAGGAUCCGCCGUUCCGAUGGCGCGACAGGGACGACGACGUGGCUUGGGGUCUGCAGGAUGACGACGAGGAGGGGGACGAGGGGGAGGGGAAUGAGGGGGAGAAGGCGGACAGUGCAGGAGGAGCGGAUAAGCGUGGGGGGGAGCGGGGGCAGGUGAGCGUGCCGGCGCACCUAUACGGGCGCACGCAGUACGGCGCGAGUGUGGAGGACGAGUGGGUGGUGGUGUGGCUGCUGCUGCGCAUCUCCGCCUGCCUGCCCUUCCUCUCCAUCCGUACGCGCGCUCACGUGCGCCCUCCCGCUCCCUCCGCUCCGCCCGUGACGUGCGCUCCCUCGUCCGCCAUGGCAGUGCCCCCCCCGCGCGCCUGCAUGCGCAUACUAGCAGCCCUGGAAGUGCGCGACGGUGAUGGGGACUUUGUGCUCAUCGAGGCGGCCACGGUGCUGCCCAAGUGGGUGGCGCCCUCCUGUGCGCGCAACCGCCUCCUCCUGCGCCAGGGUCGCCUGCAUCUGGUGCAUCCGCGUCUGCGCCGCCCGCCCUACCGCCCCGCCGCGCUGCACACCGCACUGGCCGCCGUGCGCAGUGCCGACGAGCCCACGGAAGCUUCUGAGAAGAUUCAUCGCGCCGUGAUGAGCCGCCUGGAAGGGCUCCCAGGCUCUGCGCUGGCAGCCGUGCACACCGCCAGGUGUCGCCUUCCCAUUCGUGCAGCACAGGUCAGUGCACGUGCCCCCGCCCAGUCAGCACGCCCCCACUCUCCCCCACUCCGCUCUGCGCCCCUGUUGCUGAUCCAUCUUUGCUUCUCCCCACCUUCUCCCCCUUUCUACCCACCCCCCCAGGCAGUGCAGCAGGACCCGUACCUGGCCACCCUGGCAGCCCACGCCUUCCUCAACAGGGACCAUGCCGCCUCCUCCCCCUCCCACACACCCUCUCCCUCCCGCCACCCCUCGCAGCCCCUCCCCCUCUUCCUCCCCCACACCUCCUGCCCCUGCGCCCUCGCAUCCUCCCGGCCCCCUGCGCCCCCCACCACAUCCGCCAACGCCCCCCCCAUUGCUCCCCCCCCUGCGCCCUGCCCACCCCCCUGUGUGGCGGUGGUGGACGUGAUGGUGGGGCUCCCCCGCGCCUGCUACGCGCAGCUCGCGCUGCUGCCCUUCUCCCCCUUACGCGCCUUCCCCCUGCCCUUCCCCUCCGACCCCCUCUAUCCCGCCGCCCUGCUUGGCUGCAAGCUCGCCCUCGGCCUGCACCUGCUCUCGCAGGGGGCGGGCCGGGGGACAGGAGGGAGGGGCAAGAGCAAGGGUGGCGGUGAGGGGAAAGGGGAGAGGGAGAGCGCGAGAGGGGAGGGUGGGGAAGGGGGUGUGGAGGGAGCAGGGGAGAGCAGGGAAGUGCAGGUGUGCGAGUGUGAUAAGGUGGUGGUGCCGGCAGGGAUGGCAGGGGGUGAGGGCGAGGGAGCGGGCGGUGGGGGCAGGGGGAGGGCAGAGCUGUGCCAGUGGAGCGACCUGUUGCCGUGCCUCACACACGCAGGGCUCUUCCAUUCCGCCCACCCGCCCUCUGCUCCCUCCAACCCUGCCGCUGCUGCCGCUGGGGCUGCUGUGGGGGCCGAGGAGCAGGGGACGAGUGGGGCAGUGGGGGAGGAGCGGAGAAGGGCAAUAGAGAAGGAGAUGGAGAAGCGGUUCAGAGCGGUGCAGCGGUUUGCACAGCUCAGCGCCACAGCGGCUGAGCCAGCGGCGCGCAUCUACUCUGUGCUGGCGGGGCAACCUGCGCCGCACCCGUCGGCCUUCUCACGGGCAGCGCUGCGAGCGGACGACAGCGAGCGGUGGAUGGGCGACGCCGUGCGAGCCAUGGAGGCGCGCCUGGGCAACCAGCAGGCAGAGGGGCGGGGGGGGAGCAGGCGCAAGGGGGGGCGUGAAAAGGAGGGAGCUGGGGUGGGGGGAAGGAGGAGGGAAGGGAAGAUUGGCAAGGCGGGGAGGAGGGAGGGAGAGGAGGUGCAGGGAGAGGAGGAGGCGGGACAGUUGUUGGAGCGACUGAAGCGAUUCAUGUCUGGCGUUUCUGGGUUUGAGGGCGUGGAGGCCGAGGGGGGUGGUGAUGGCAGUGAUGGGGGCGAGGGUGAGGGGGGCGAGAGUGAGGGGGGCGAGAGUGGGAGAGGGGGGAGUGGUGAGGAGGAGGAGAGUGGUGGCGGGGGGUGGAACGAAGGGGAGGAGAGUGGUGAGAGUGAUGAGGAGGAGCAAGAGGAGAGGGAGGAAGUGCAGCGGGUGAGUGUGGAGGGUGGUGUGGGAUUGCAGGAAGAGGAGGAGGAUGGUGACGAGGAUGGCGGGGAGGUGGUGAUGGGGCGGGAGAAGCUGAGGGAGUUUGAGAGGUUUAUGGAGGAGUUGGAGGGGGUGAUGGAGCGGUACAGCGAGGAGGAGGUGAAGGGGUUCCGAGGCGAUGGCAGCUCGGAGGGCGACGAGGACGACGCCAGCGAGUCCGCCUUCUUCUCAGGUCGCCCCCCGCCCCCUCCCUGCCCUGUGCUUCCCUGCCCCUCGUACGUGAUUCCGGGCAGUGACAGCGACUGGGAGGAUGUCAGUGACGCGGGCAGCCAGGGGGGCGAGGGCGAGGAGCAGGAGGAGGAGGAGGGUGAGAGCAAGGGGCCUAUCUCGGGGCCAUUGGUGCUGGGCGGUGGUGGCAGGGGCAGUGGAGGUGCAGGCAGGGGUGCAGGCCGGGGUGCAGGCAGGGGUGAGAGUGGGCCGGGUGAGGGCAGUGGGCCGGGUGAGGGCAGUGGGCCGGGUGAGGGCAGUGGGGCGGCAGGCAGGGGGGGCGCGGCAACAGGACUGCGCCGGGGCUUCUUUGGCGGGGGAGGCGGGCAGCGGGGGAAGCAGAAUGGGGAGGCGAGGAGGGGGGAGGAAGGGGAGAUGAAGAGAAGAGAUAAGGGCAAGGGGAAAGUGGUGGAGGUGGAGGAAGAGGAAGGGAGAAAAGGAAGUGGGAAGCGAGGGGUGGGGGAAGGCAGCAGCAGGGGAGGGGGUGGGGGAAGGGGGGCGGGAGAGGAGGACUUCUACUCACUCUACUCCAAGGCCAUGGCCGCGCAGCUCGCCCCCACCCAUGUGCCGUCCUCCUCGCUGCCCCUGCCGCCGCACACCCAGCGCCCCAAGGGCAACAGCAGAGCAGGCCGGGCAGGGGCGGGUGCAGCAGCAGCAGGAGAGGGGAAGGAAGCGGAGGAAGGGGAGGAGGCACGGCGGGUGGUGGGCAGCCUGCAGAUGGCGGCGCGCCUUCAGGGGGGGCUGCCGGGGCCAGCUGCACUGCUGCUGGACGCUGUUAGGGGGGAUGCCGGGGUGAAGCGGGGCAGAGGGGGGAAGGGGAAGGCUAGAGGUAAAGGGAGGAGAUGA